Messenger RNA from Ilex paraguariensis (yerba mate), 537 nucleotides. NCBI's taxonomy places the organism in Eukaryota, Viridiplantae, Streptophyta, Magnoliopsida, Aquifoliales, Aquifoliaceae. The record is from the annotation of a GenBank genome assembly.
AUGGAAAAGUUCUUGGUGUGUUUCUUUUUGUUGGCAGUGAUUGGAGUGCUAGAAGUUCAUGCCACCAGAGAAUCAUAUCAACAACAACAGAAGAAUGGCCGUAGAAAGCUUUUCGUUUUCGGAGACUCGUAUGUUGAUACUGGGAAUACACCAAAAUUCUUAGCUAACUCGUGGAAAGAACCCUAUGGGAUCACAUUUCCUGGUAAACCUAGCGGUCGGUUCUCCGAUGGACACAUCCUGACUGAUUACAUUGCUUCGUUCCUUGGCAUAGGAUCUCCAUUGCCUUAUCAAAGCUGGAAAUCUGGUGGGAAAUCGAUACAAGAUGGUAUUAAUUUCGCUCAUGGUGGGAGCGGUGUCUUCAACACAAUAUAUUUCCAACCAAACAUGACAACCCAAAUCGAUUACUUCCGACAGGCUAUCAAACAAAAAAUAUACAGCAAACAAGACCUAAACUCCUCUAUCGCCUUGGUAUCCCUUGCUGGAAACGACUAUGCAACUUAUCUGUCACAAAAUGGGACUCUACUGGUGAGUGGUUAA